AUGGUAUUUUCUGAAGCAGGCAUUGAGCUUGACCCUAAAAAGGUAGAAGCCAUUGUAUCCAUGAAAGCACUGUGUAACGUCAGCGAAGUGCAGAGUCUGUUAGGUAUGACUAAUUAUUGCGCUAGGUUCAUCUCAAAUUACUCCACCAUUACCGCGCCCGUACGUCAGUUAACCCAUAAAGACAAUGUGUUUGCUUGGCAUAAAGAGCAGCAAUCUGCAUUUGAUGAAAUUAAGAAAAUAUUAAGCUCAUCACCCGUUGUUUCAUAUUUUGAUGUAACUAAAGAAACUGAGCUCAUAGUAGAUGCAUCACCUGUGGGGCUAGCUGGAAUUCUUGUCCAGUAUGAAACCAGUAUGAGGGCAGUAGAAAACCCCAAGUUGUCGCUUAUGGGAGCAGAGCGCUUACGCCGGUAG
Anneissia japonica is the source of this 411-nucleotide messenger RNA. RefSeq lists its product as uncharacterized. NCBI's taxonomy places the organism in Eukaryota, Metazoa, Echinodermata, Crinoidea, Comatulida, Comatulidae. The record is from RefSeq and is a predicted model, not a curated record. The coding region runs from base 1 to 411 and encodes 136 amino acids. The transcript has a single exon.